AUGGAUACGACUCUACGGAUGUUGUACAUGGGGCGGGGAAACAGGUUGUAUGCGUCGCCGGUCCAAGUGGCAAAAGGAGAGACGGUCAGCCUGUCCAGUAUUCACGCCAUGAACCAGAAUAUCUUUCUCGUGGUCGACACUACCGUCCCCAUCCCAAGAAUCCCCAGGAAACAACUCGAAAACGGGAGUCCUCCUCGUCCCACCAACAAUCGUGCGAAUCAGAAUCGCAUCAGGGAUACCGGAAUCGAGAUCGCGCCGAGGGCAGAGGAACCGAAGUCGACCAAGGGCCCUGUACCACCUGACAUGGACGAUGUCCCAGAUUGGGUGAAGGCAGAUUUGGCGGAAGAGGCCGUGCCCAUGCCGAGCCCAUUGAAGAAGAGGCUCUCGGGUUCCGAUGAACGGAAGAAGAAGAAGCCUGUCUAUGAUCCUUACAAAAACAAUCAACAACCUUUACCCCAGUCCCCAUUCGAAAUCCGAACUGAAGAACCACAAGGGAAUGAUUUGGUUAGACCAGGAUCGUCAAUAAGUCAAAAACAAGCUGCCUUCGAAAGGGACAUGGCGGAACUCCGAGCUCGAAUAGAAAGCAAGAACUCUCCCCACAAAGUCGAGAUUGGAGAAGUAAGGCAAGCUUUCCUCAACAAGCACGAGGAACCUCAGAAGAAUCCGAAAUCCAAAUGCCUCAUCCAGUGAAGGAAAAGGACUGGGAUCGGAAGCCAUCUCAUCUCGUUACUGUAAUUAUUUUUCUUCUUGCACAGAUGAAUCAGCCACCAAAGAAAGGCAAACGAGAACGAGGAGAAACUGCACUCUAAGCAAUGAAAAGCCUUUGGGGAUGUUGAAA
This is a messenger RNA of Darwinula stevensoni, 838 nucleotides long. NCBI's taxonomy places the organism in Eukaryota, Metazoa, Arthropoda, Ostracoda, Podocopida, Darwinulidae. The record is from the annotation of a GenBank genome assembly.